Vicia villosa (hairy vetch) is the source of this 1185-nucleotide messenger RNA. RefSeq lists its product as uncharacterized. Gene Ontology annotation, biological process: proteolysis. The transcript has a single exon. The record is from RefSeq and is a predicted model, not a curated record. Lineage: Eukaryota; Viridiplantae; Streptophyta; Magnoliopsida; Fabales; Fabaceae. Gene Ontology annotation, molecular function: aspartic-type endopeptidase activity. Bases 1 to 1185 code for a protein of 394 amino acids.
AUGAAGGAAAGUGCCGAAGGAGAAGAGCCAUUAUUGGAAGUUGAUCUAGAAAUAAAAGAGAAUGAGGUAGAAGCUGAAGAUUUGGUUGUGUCGGAACAUGUGACGAAAGAGAAGGAGGUUGAGCCAAAACCCACCAUUAAACUUCCUUUCCCUAAAAGAAAUAAGAAGAAGGGGCAGCAUGAGAAAAAUUUUGAAAAAUUCUUGGAGAUGUUCAAAAAGCUCGAGUUAAACAUUCCAUUCUUGGAGGCAUUGGAGCAAAUGCCUACAUAUGCCAAAUUCAUGAAGGACAUCAUCUUAAAGAAAAGAACCAUCGAUCGUGACCCUAUUAUUCUAACUGAAACUUGUAGUGCUAUUUUGCAGAGUAUGAAGAUCCCGGUGAAAAAGAAGGACCAAGGUUCCGUGACUAUCCCUAGCACAUUUGGGGAUCGGUCCUUCAAGAAAGCUCUUAUCGAUUUAGGAGCAAGUGUGAGUCUUAUGUCGCUGUCUAUUUACAAAAGGCUAGGAAUUGGUAAAGUGCAAGAUACAAGGAUGACACUCCAAUUUGCCGAUCACUCAGUAAAGAGACCUUACGGGAUAGUAGAAGAUGUGCUUGUAAAGAUUGAUAAGUUUGUGUUCCCGAUGGAUUUUGUCAUCUUAGAGAUGCCGGAGGAUGAAGAGAUUCCGAUAAUUUUGGGAAGACCAUUCUUAGAGACUGGAAGAUGUUUGAUAGAUAUAGAAGAAGGCACAAUGACUCUGAAGGUAUAUGAUGAGGAGUUAAAAAUUGAUGUUCGAAACACUAUGAAGUAUAAGGAUGAUGUUGCAACCAGUCAACAUAUUGAGGUAAUUGAUCAAAUUGUUAUUAAUGCACAUGCUUUGAAGUCACAACAAUUACCUUUAGAGAGGGUGUUGAGUCUAUCAAUUUUUGAUGAAACGGAAGUGGUUGACGAAAAAGAAAUGGAAGUAAUAGCAAUGAUGGGAGCGAUACCAACUUUUAAAGGCUCUCGACAAAACCGAUGGGAGGAUCUAAGGCAACCUUUAAUGGAGGAGAAGAAAGAUGAACCAAAAAAGGGGGCUGAAUUGAAACAACUUCCGGAAAACCUCAAAUAUGUCUUCCUAGACACCGAAAGUAAAUGCCCGACUAUAAUAAGUUCCCACCUUGAAGUUUUCCAAGAAAACAAGCUUGUCAAACUUCUGAAGAAACAUUAA